Leptidea sinapis is the source of this 1362-nucleotide messenger RNA. RefSeq lists its product as uncharacterized. NCBI's taxonomy places the organism in Eukaryota, Metazoa, Arthropoda, Insecta, Lepidoptera, Pieridae. The transcript has 6 exons. The record is from RefSeq and is a predicted model, not a curated record. Bases 199 to 1149 code for a protein of 316 amino acids.
AAAAGAGUUAUAAAAUUUUAUACGUACUUAAUAAUAAACGCCUGAAUUUCUAUACUAUUAUGUUUUGUACCUACUUGGCUCAAAUCAAAAGUAGUGACAGUCUUAUCUGUAUAAUUAAAUGGUUCUAAAAAAAUACCUGUCAAGUAUUAGCAAAGCCCUAUAAGGUACACCACGAGAUAACCUUUUAGAACUACGAAAAUGAAUGCGGUAUUAUGUUUAACUACAAUAUUAAUUCAUUUGUCAAACUCUUACUAUUCUGAUGAAGCAAACACAUACGGGUACAGACGACAGUUUAAAAAUUCAAGCGAAGUUAUUUCAAACUUCAAUGAGACAGUAUUUUUGAAACUUUUGAAUUACGAAGAAGGAAGCGAUCGUGUUACAGAGGAUAAAUACCGCUGGAUAGCGAAAGUGAUUCAUUCCCGAACGGAAUUGUUCCCGUACGCCUGUACUGCUUCCUGUAUCGAUAAAGAGAUAUUUAUAACAGCUGGCCGCUGCGUUGUCGAGUUAAUAGUACAGUACACAUCAAUAUAUUACAACCAGCAACAACUCCCAGCCAAAGCUUUCGUGUUGCCGACGAAUGAGUCCAAGCAUGGCAUAGACGAUAUCGGGUUUAUAAUUGUACACAAGGAAUUUAAGGGAACCUGGUACACCAUAGGAUUAUAUGAUGAGGAACGACCUGACGACAGAUUUCGAUGGUUUGUCACCAUGAAUUUCACUGAAACAUACAAAGUUAUUGGCUACGCAUCAGAAUCGUUUUUAAAAGAACUUCGAAAUGCAACAACCGAGUAUUUUCUCGCAGAGCUGCCAAUACAGUUUGACGUAAAUCUUUGUAAAUCUACAUAUAGUAUGGUUGGAUUCCGUGUUCCGUGUUUUCACGCUUGCAAUUUGUUUGAAUUUCUUGAUGAAGAUCCAAAGUGUGAAAAGACCCUUGCCGUAGAAGGAGCGGCAGUCAUCAAUGUUGACACCAAUAAAUUAUUUGGAGUUGCUACAUGGGGGGCAAGUUACAAACUUGACUUUCUACCGAUAGGUUUUAGCGUAGCCAAUUCUGAAAAUUUCUUUUCUGAUUUAGAAUGUGCUAAAAAAAUCAGGAAUGAUGUUAACGAAAAUGUUAGUAAAGGGUUUUAUCAGAAAUUAUGUGAUGAAAAAUAAAGAUUUGUAAUAAUGGUUGUUUUUACCGCCAAUAUUACUAGACUUGUCAACUACAUGAUAAGUUUUUUUAUACUUAUUUAUCGAUUAAAGAUGCAUACGGGCCAGAAGCUCCACCAGAGCUCAAGAGUUGUUGGUGACAACCUGUGAUGGUUUAUAGUUCUUUUAUCACUUGUGGAGCCGAACCCAGAUAUUUUUGUAAUCUGUUUAACAUUU